Messenger RNA from Aedes albopictus (Asian tiger mosquito), 1348 nucleotides. RefSeq names its product putative gustatory receptor 28b. The transcript is spliced from 5 exons. Bases 1 to 1200 code for a protein of 399 amino acids. Gene Ontology annotation, cellular component: membrane; axon; neuronal cell body. Gene Ontology annotation, biological process: chemosensory behavior; male courtship behavior; sensory perception of taste. The record is from RefSeq and is a predicted model, not a curated record. NCBI's taxonomy places the organism in Eukaryota, Metazoa, Arthropoda, Insecta, Diptera, Culicidae.
AUGCACACAACUUACCAGACCGUGUUCCGUCUAAAAAUCUUUGUUUUUCGCCUCCUUCAAGUUUUGGGAAUAUUUCCCCUAACAUUCGACUCCAAACGCAAGCGAUUCUACCAGUCCCGAUGGAACCUGCUGAUGUCUAUUGUGCAAACCAUAUUUGUCGUUUUUUUCCUACCAAUUCCUUACUACAUUCUGAUCACAAUGGUCUACAACAUCACGUCAGUUCUAAGCAAUACGAUGGUGAUCUUGGAAUUGGCUAUAAACUAUUUAGUGCUGUUCUCGUUCUGCCUGAAAAUGUUGCUGGAAAGAGGAAAUGUGGUAGAAAUUUUCAAUCUUUUCGCGAAAAUUUUUUUCAGUGUUUAUUCUGAAACGGAUUGCAUUGAUGAAAACCUUCUCAAAAAAUACCUUCGAAAGGUCAUUUUAGUGGAUUACGUAUUAUUUCCCAUAACGUUUGGCAUGUAUAUUCCAUUCAGUAUAGGGAUGGAAUUCAGUUACCUUGCCUCGUGGAUACUGAAUAGCUACUCCGUAAUGUUUAUAUUGAUGAUUAGCAAUCUGUUUCAAUCCACCACUAUUGUAACCUCAAUACUGUACCAAAAACUUAACAGUAGAGUGACUGCAGUAGUCCGCACUCUUCACCAACUCAACGAAAAAGAACUUCUCGGGAGUCGGAGCCAUCUAACCAAAGCGAAAAUAUUCUACAAGAUGAGCUCGGAAUUAAAUCAUCUUUGUUACCUACAUCGGAUGACAACAGAAGCUGUUGAACAGAUGACCAGAAUUUUGAGUUUGCCGUUGAUGAUUACUACGUUGUUUCAAUUCUUCGUAGUGUUGACUGAGGCUUACUACAACUACAUCUACCUUAUGAACAGCUUGUUAAUCCAAAAUGCCUCUUAUGGCCAGGCACUUAGUUCGACACUCUUCAUGUUGAUGUGCUUACUGCAGUUCUACUACUCAAUAUGGUUUAGUGCUCAUAUGACAAAAACGGCGGAAACGACGGCAUUACUACUGAAUGAAUUUUUCUUUUGCGAUGUUGGCCCUUGCGUUGAACAGAGUAUCGAAACUUUCACCCUGGAAAUGUUGCACCGAGACUAUCGAGUAAGGUUGUACGACUGUUUUGCGGUGGAUUUUACUCUCGCAUAUUCAGCUGCUGCAACCAUGACUAGUUAUCUCAUUUUACUAGUUCAGUUCGGAUUGAUGAACUACUAGCCCGUGAUUGGUAAUUCUUAAAAACUAAACUCACCAGGAUACAGUAUGACUGACGAGACAACAUACAGUUGGAGUGAUUUAACCGAAAAUCAAAUUGAAAGCAGGUUUUACAGCUUAAGUUAUCAAGCACAUAAACGAUAAAACUACA